AUGGCGUGUAAUUGUCGGAACAGUGAACUUCGGAGAUCCACCGGAGGGGCGAGGCCACAGCUCAACCGCGAGCACCUGAGCAUCCUGCACCGCCUGCGACGGCCGUCAGGGGGCGCGAUGCCGCCUCACAGAACCUCAAGAGGCGCCCGGGUUCCGGCACAGAAGCCCGGCGGCUCCAGGGGGCGGAGCCGAGCCGCCUCCUCAGGACCUACGCAGGAGGCGCCGUCAUCCCUACAGGGACACCUGAGAGGACCCAGCCUCCUCCUCCUCAGGACCCACUCGGGAGACGCCGCUGGCUCUAUAGGAACACCUGGGGACCGUGGCCAGGGACGACCCAGCCUCCUUCUCCUCAGCUCCUCAGGAACGACUGGGGAAGCUGUGGCUUCAUGGUCCCCGAGGCUGCCCGAGGAAAGAAAUGAUUCAACAGGAGGAGAUAAGGAAGCUCGAGGAAGAGAAAAACAACUGGAAGGAGAAAUCAUAGAUUUUUAUAAAACGAAAGCUGCCUCUGAAGCACUGCAGACUCAGCUGAGCACUGAUACAAAGAAAGACAAACAUCGACUUUUUACCUUAAUCCUUGCUGCAGUAUUUCCAAGUAACAGAGGAGAUAGAUUUACCCUUUCUAAACUAUUAGCUGUAAUUUUAAGCAUUGGAGGUGUUGUACUGGUAAACCUGUCAGGGUCUGAAAAAUCUGCUGGAAGAGGUACAAUAGGUUCCAUUUGGUCUCUUGCUGGAGCCAUGCUCUAUGCUGUCUAUAUUGUUAUGAUUAAGAGAAAAGUAGAUAGAGAAGACAAGUUGGAUAUUCCAAUGUUCUUUGGUUUUGUAGGUUUGUUUAAUCUGCUGCUCUUAUGGUCAGGUUUCUUUUUACUUCAUUAUACUGGAUUUGAGGACUUCGAGUUUCCCAAUAAAGUAGUAUUAAUGUGCAUUAUCAUUAAUGGCCUUAUUGGAACAGUACUCUCAGAGUUCCUGUGGUUGUGGGGCUGCUUUCUUACCUCAUCAUUGAUAGGCACACUUGCACUAAGCCUUACAAUACCUCUGUCCAUAAUAGCUGACAUGUGUGUGCAAAAGGUGCAGUUUUCUUGGUUAUUUUUUGCAGGAGCUAUCCCUGUAUUUUUUUCAUUUUUUAUUGUAACUCUCCUAUGCCAUUAUAAUAAUUGGGAUCCUGUGAUGGUGGGAAUCAGAAGAAUAUUUGCUUUUAUAUGCAGAAAACAUCGAAUCCAGAGAGUUCCAGAAGACAGCGAACAGUGUGAGAGUCUCAUCUCUAGUCACAGUGUUUCUCAGGAGGAUGGAGCUAGUUAGCUGUUUGUUGUCUGUAGCCCAGCUUGAUAAUGGAACUAUACAGCGAAGAGACAAUCUCUGGCAAGUUUUUGUAGAAAAAAAUGUUUCAGUGCCUAGUCUGAAAAAUAACAGUUUCAGUUCUUUGAAACUCUAAAAUAUAUUUUUCUCAUACCGGUUUUCUUCAUUUUCAUAAUGAAGCACUUUGCUAUGUAGCUGUGUACAUAUCACUACAGUUAUAGGAAGUUUCAGUCUACAGUCCAUCCAAAGGACCAACCUGCCUUACACAUCUCAAGGAAUUCAGCUGUUGAAAUCAUUUGAAUAAUCAAGGAAUAAAUCCUAAUGUUCUGGGACUUUAUUUUCACAUGUUAAAUGCUGGAAUAUGUUAUGAAAAUGUUUUCAAGAAAUCACUUAAGUGUUCAUAGACCAGUAUUUCUGACAGGUAAAAUGCUAAAAUAAGCUACCUGUAAUAAGUGUGGAUUAUAUUUUUGGGUUUUGUAGAAUAUUGCAAAUUAACUACGCAAAAAAUGUUUAAUUUAUGCAACAAGCAUGUUUGUGCAAAUUUCAUGGGACUUUAAAAAGAAUAAGUAUUUGAGAAAAUAUCUGGUUCACUUACACUACAUUUACUGUAUUAUUCUUUUAUAGCAUUAGGUGCCUUGUAUUUUAAAUCUGUGACAAACCGUGGCAAAUUUUUAAAGGGGAAGUAUUAUUAUAAAAUGAAGAAAUAUGUAUUUCUAAAGGCUAUAUUGCUGUAAACUUAAUUGAUAAAGCUCUGUUUAAUUUAGAGUUUUGAAGAAAUAGUCUCCCUUCAAUUAAGAAAUUUUCAUAAUGGAAUGAUUUAAAUUGAAGUGACAAAGAGUAUUAUUAAAAUACAAUGUUUAUACGUGUAUUUGUGUAUUGUAGAUGUAUCAAGUGAUUUCUAAUUUUUUUCACAUAUGAAUGUGCCAGAUUACUCUAGAACUAGAUGUCUCUUCUUUAAAUAAUUUUAGUUUUCCUGAAUAAAUUUGUAAUGGUUAAAGUACCAAGUAAGUAACGCGAGAAGGGAUUCUGUUUUUAAAAUCACAUCAGAACUUUUCCUCUACUAAGAUUAUAAAUUAAAUGUAAAAUACUCCUAAUUGCAAUUCUUAAACUUAGGCCUUACAUGUACUUAUUAUGCAACUGCUCCUGGACUCUAUUCACCAUAGAUAUCAGUAAAUGUAUGUCCCAGGAUUCACAGGCUUUUGAUUAAUCAAUAUUCUUUUCAAGUUUUCUGUGUGAAGAGUUUAGUUCUCUUCAAAAUUUCUUAACUAAUCUGAUUUUUAAGAAUUCUCUUUGCAGUGUUUAGCUUCCUAUUCACAUUCUUAAAAUUGCUUUGGUGUUACCAUGAGUCUAAAAUGAAGUUUAGCCUUCCUUUUGUUUCAUUCUGAGAACUUCUAUAUUAUAUUACCUUUAAAAAUUGUUUAUGAUAUUAAAUUUAAAAUACAA
Molecule: messenger RNA, 2736 nt
Organism: Gorilla gorilla gorilla (western lowland gorilla)
Lineage: Eukaryota; Metazoa; Chordata; Mammalia; Primates; Hominidae
Product: solute carrier family 35 member F5-like
Exons: 10
Coding region: 1-1296 (431 amino acids)
Cellular component (GO): membrane
Source: RefSeq, a predicted model, not a curated record